Molecule: messenger RNA, 474 nt
Organism: Trichomonas vaginalis G3
Lineage: Eukaryota; Parabasalia; Trichomonadida; Trichomonadidae
Product: bifunctional inhibitor/lipid-transfer protein/seed storage 2s albumin superfamily protein family
Exons: 1
Coding region: 1-474 (157 amino acids)
Source: RefSeq, a predicted model, not a curated record
AUGCAAACUCCAGUUGGAACACCCAUUGAAACAUUCGAAAGAACUCCAAUCGAUACUUUUUCUGAGACAAUACGUGAAACACCACUUAGAACAGUAUAUGAAACAUUAAUGGAAAAUCCAAUUGCUUCUAAUACAAAGUCAAACAACUCAAAUGGAGCUGACUCAAGUUCUUCAUCAAAAACAAAGAGUAGUAAACUCAUUAUUAGUAUUGCAUCAAUUUGUGCUCUAAUAUUUAUAAUUACAGCAAUUGUUUUAAUUUUCUACUUUAAAAAGAAAAGAGAAGUGACAUCAUCAUCUAAUAGCUAUUCAACUUAUGUAAUAACAGAAACAAUUAAUAAUCAGGGUAUAAAUUCAAAUCCUUCAAUUUCAUACGAUAAUCCAUUAUUCUUAACAGAUGUUAAUGAUAAUAGCGAUCCAUUUAGAAAUGAUUUUGCUGAAGAUACUGAUGUAAGUAUUUACACAACAAAUUAUUAA